This is a messenger RNA of Harpia harpyja (harpy eagle), 2571 nucleotides long. RefSeq names its product tubulin tyrosine ligase like 13 (gene TTLL13). Gene Ontology annotation, cellular component: cilium. Gene Ontology annotation, molecular function: tubulin-glutamic acid ligase activity; tubulin binding. NCBI's taxonomy places the organism in Eukaryota, Metazoa, Chordata, Aves, Accipitriformes, Accipitridae. Gene Ontology annotation, biological process: protein polyglutamylation; microtubule cytoskeleton organization. The record is from RefSeq and is a predicted model, not a curated record.
CGCCCCCGCGCGGGCCCCGCCCGGCGAGUGCGGCCCCGUCGCCGUGGGAACGGGGCGACCCUGGCAGCCGGUGCGAUGGAGGCGGGCGGCGGCGGUGGGAGGCCGGCCCCGGGACCCCCCCCGGGCCUGCCCGCUGCCCCCAGCGGCCCCUCCGGUCCCGAGCCGCGGAAGAGGCGGAGGAAGCGCAGUGUUCCCUCCAUCAAUCUGACCAGCUGCAAGUACGAGAGCGUGCGGCGGGCAGCACUAUGCUGCGGGCUGAAAGAAGCAGGAGAGAAUGAGGAGUGGACAGUGUAUUGGACGGACUACUCAGUCUCUCUGGAGCGCAUCAUGGAAAUGAAGCGGUUUCAGAAAAUCAACCAUUUUCCAGGCAUGAUAGAGAUCUGCCGUAAGGACUUGUUGGCUCGCAACCUUAACCGCAUGCUCAGGCUCUUCCCCAAGGAGUACAAUAUAUUUCCCCGCACAUGGUGCCUGCCAGCUGACUAUGGAGAUUUCCAGGCCUACAGACGUGCGAGGAAAAACAGAACAUUCAUCUGCAAGCCAGACAGCGGCUGCCAAGGGAGAGGUAUCUUCAUAACGCAUAAUCCAGAGGAGAUCAAACAUGGAGAGCAUAUGAUCUGUCAGCAGUAUAUCUCUAAGCCUUUCCUCAUUGAUGGCUUUAAAUUUGACAUGCGUAUCUAUGUGCUGGUCACAUCUUGUGACCCGCUGAGGAUUUUUGUCUACAAGGAGGGUCUGGCCCGGUUUGCCACCAUGAGGUACAUCGAUCCCAGCAGCAGAAACCUGGAUAAUAUCUGCAUGCAUUUGACCAAUUAUGCUAUCAACAAACGUAAUGAAAACUUCGUCCAGGAUGACAUGACAGGCAGUAAGAGGUAUUGUCUUGUCCAGGUACCCCAAUGCCCUGUGCACAUCCUGCAGGACAGCUGUACUUGGGACAUUGGUUUACUUCCAUCUUUCCUGGGGCAAACAUGCUAUCACAGGUCAGCUCUUAUCAUCUGCUGUCCUCCACACAGGAAACUGUCCACCCUGAAUGCCUGGAUGACAGAUAACAGCUACAACACAACCAAACUCUGGGAAGAUAUUGAAGAUAUUAUUAUAAAGACUCUUAUUUCAGCUCACCCUGUUGUGAAGCACAAUUACCAAAGCUGCUUUCCGAACCACACGACUGGCUGUGCCUGCUUUGAGAUACUGGGUUUUGACAUUUUGGUAGACAGAAAGUUGAAGCCCUGGCUGCUAGAGGUGAACCACUCUCCCAGCUUCACCACGGACUCUCCCCUAGACCGUGAGGUGAAGGAUGCUCUUCUCUGUGAUACCAUCAACCUGAUAAAUGUGCAUGCCUGUAACAAAAGGAAGGUGCUGGAGGAAGACAAACAGCGGGCAAAGGAACGGCUCCUCCAGGCCAAUCAGACUCUCCGUGCAUCCAGACGCGAGGAGUUAGAGAGCAACCAGGCUGCCUGGCUGUCCCAGGCAGAAAAGUAUGAGAACUCACACCUGGGCGGUUACCGGCGCAUUUAUCCAGCACGUGGAACAGAGAAGUAUGAGCCGUUUUUCAAGCAGAGUGGCUCCCUCUUCCAGGAAACAGUGUCAUCCAAAGCACGAGAGGAGUGUGCCAGGCAGCAACUGGAGGAAAUUCGCCUGAAAAAAGAAAAGUUGGAAGCCAUUACCAGGAAGAAGAAAACAGAGAGGAAAGAAGACCUGCAUGGAGAGUCAGCUGGGGACAAAUCCCAGAUCCGUAAUAAAACCACAGCUCCUAUGACCCGCCUCACGUAUAGAAGCACCAGGACGUGGGAUAGAAAGCUACGGCGCGUGCAGUACGACUCUAUGCAACCCCAGGAUAUUGUGGAAGAUGAAGAGAAGAAAAGAGUAAAUGCUCUUCUGCAGCGUGAGAACCUUAUCCGAGGCUUGGGCAUCAUAGAUCAGCUCUCUCAGCUGCUCCCCACAACUGAUAGACCAGCUGACACCCAGAGAUCCUGCACUGUUAUCCCCAAGCACCAGCCACAGUUUCUCUGGGAGGCGCUUGGGGGCCCGGAGACCCACUGCUUAACAACGCACAACUCCCUCUCGCUCCUGGGAGAUCCAGUCCGAUCUUCUUCGGGACGGCAGUUCGCACACAAUGCCAGAGCCAACACCGAGCUGCCAGCCGGCCCAGGCUCGGAUCCUGCUGCCGCAGGCACCCUCUCCAUUCGAGGCCAGAGCAUCCCUUACCACAAGCGGGGCCUCUGGGUGCAGGACACAGGCUGGCUGCGGGGCCAGGCAGCACGGAUGGCAGCAGUUACCCAGCCCUGCACCAAACCCAAGAGGCUGCAGGCAGGAGGCCAGCGGCUCCCUGGCACUGGAAACAAGGCUGAAGGCUGUGAAGGUGGCAGGCUGUCCUUCCACGCAGGCAGCUGUCACCCGGGUCCCCAGCCAGCACGGGGAAUGCCACAGCCAAUGGCACCUUCAGCUGUGCUGCAGUCCAGGAGCAAACCAUCUCCUCCGCCACCCACGUGCAGCACACGCAUGCCUCGCACCGUGGUGGUGCCUCGCACGCUCGCAGUGUGAAAAGCACAGGUAACGUGGCAGAGGGGAUGCCCACGC